AUGUCUCGCUCAAGGAACUUGGGACGAAUUUCGAAAGCCACCAAGGAUCUGCUAGAGAGAAGAAGAGCAUUGAGGCUGGAUCCGACUGCAUCACAUCUCAAGCGACUGGUAGCCAAUACCACUUGCAGAACAGCUUUGCAAGAGUCUUCGAAAGAAACUUUUGGAAGCAGCACAAGGAAGGAGAAGCCUAAAGAAGUACCGCAGGACCUUCUUGAUUAUCGUGUUCCGCUGACAACACUACUAAGCGAAGACGGGACUCGCACAAGAGAUGGCGAUCACGAAGAGUUUCUACAUCAAUCGCUUUUGCUCGUCAACACCCGUGUCAAGACCGGGCCAUGUUUCGGUCGACCUCUCACGAGCUGGAGGACAUCGCCACGAAUUGCGUGCGGAACCUAA
Strongylus vulgaris is the source of this 396-nucleotide messenger RNA. The record is from the annotation of a GenBank genome assembly. NCBI's taxonomy places the organism in Eukaryota, Metazoa, Nematoda, Chromadorea, Rhabditida, Strongylidae.